Molecule: messenger RNA, 2112 nt
Organism: Perca fluviatilis (European perch)
Lineage: Eukaryota; Metazoa; Chordata; Actinopteri; Perciformes; Percidae
Product: N-acetyllactosaminide alpha-1,3-galactosyltransferase-like
Exons: 6
Coding region: 267-1202 (311 amino acids)
Biological process (GO): carbohydrate metabolic process
Cellular component (GO): membrane; Golgi apparatus; vesicle
Molecular function (GO): hexosyltransferase activity
Source: RefSeq, a predicted model, not a curated record
UGCCGUGCGGCCGGAUAACGGCGUUAAAAAAAAAAGCUCGUAGACGUCUUUUGGCGAGUCUUUGGAACUCGAGCUGUUGAGAUCAGUACCGCAGUGGAAUCAGUGUGUCCGUCUGCAACCACGUUUCCAGACGUGCAUUCAUCCUGUUACUGUGACUGUUGGUGUUACUGUUAACUGUGUUCUGGGCGUUUAUAGGCUACCUGAAAACAACCUGCACGCAGCCUACAGAUACCUUCACCUCCUGCCAGAGUUUGUCUGCUGGAAAGAUGACGCGGCAGUUUGGCACAGCUUUGAGUUGGCUCAAGGGAAGGACUGCUGGAAUCUUCUGCUGCCAUUUGUUGCUUGUUGUCAGCUGCACUUCCUUAUAUUUAAGAUAUUUAGAGAGCCUCAUCCCUGCUGACGAGCUGCCGGUGGCCAGGGAAGGAGAACUGAGACGGAGCGUCAAUUUAGACGACACACUCGACUUUACGGCCAGAAAAUGGGUUGAGACACGCACAUCUUGGGAAGCUCCUAUCAUCUGGGAGGGAAUGUUUGACCCUGAUCUUUAUGACCAAAAGCACAUCCAAAACCAGUCAUCUGUGGCCCUCACGGUGUUCGCUGUGGGAAGGUACUUUGCCUACCUAAAGACGUUCCUUACCUCUGCAGAACGUCAUUUUAUGUUGGGGUUAAAAGUGACCUAUUACGUGUUCACGGAUCAACCGGAGAAAAUCCCACCAGUGAACCUUGGUCCUCUGCGAAGCCUGAAGGUUGUCCUGGUGAAAAAGUACUCCAGGUGGCACGACGACUCUAUGAUGCGCAUGAAAGCAAUCUCGGAUACCAUAGAAUCAGAGAUUCGUCACCGUUGCAAUUAUGUCUUCUGCUUUCAUGUGGAUCAGCAGUUUAAGGGAAGAUUUGGCUCAGAGGCUCUGGGGGAUUCUGUGGCCUUGCUUCAUGCCGGCUUUUUCAAAACUCCAAAGGAAGGUUGCACCUAUGACCGAAACCCCAAAUCCACAGCCUUCAUGACAAACGGAGAUUACUACUACAAUGCUGCUGUCUUUGGAGGCCUUUGGGAAAAUGUGCAGACUUUGGCAGAUUACUGCUUUCUGGAUAUCAUGGAGGACAAACUAAAUGAGGUGGAGGCUCAGUGGCAUGAUGAGAGUCAUCUGAACAAGUACUUUUGGCUUCACAAACCAAGCAGGCUGCUCUCCCCCAAGUAUUGGUAGGACCAGAGAAGGGGACACACACACACACACACACACACACACACACACACACACACACACACACACACACACACACACACACACACACACACACACACACACACACACACACACACACACACACACACACACGACACGCGCGAUCGCCACCCGCCUACUAUGGACAAUAUGACCCACUUCAUACUCUGUAGAGUGGCUUGAAGAGCCACAAAUUGCAAUAACUUUGGGGGGGGAAAUGUGAGAGGUUUACUAUAAUUUUUGUAUUGGAUUCUAUUCUUGGAAAGUUGAAUAAUCUUUCUUUCUGCCUUUUCUGGAAAUCAAACUCAGUUGUCUUUGUGUUGAAGAAUAUGUUAGAAGGAUUAUGUUUACAAAAGGGAUGUGAACUGUGUGGGCUUUAAUAUUUUAACAUGAAUGAAUGAAUAAAUAAAUGUUUUUUAUACAAAGCAAGUUUACAGCCAAAUGUGAAAGGCUAAGAGGCAUGUCAAUCAAGCUGACCCACUCCCAAACAUACCACUAUUUUAGCUUGAAACUCUUAUUAAUGAAGAAUCCUUUCCAGACCAACUUUAGAAGAGCUGAUAACUAUUGAGCAACAUGAUCCAGAACCUUGUUUCUUGGGGAACUGUGCUAAUCAGUGCAGCUAGCAUUAUGGCUAGGAGUUAAACUCAAUGUCACCAUAUCAAAAAGAAUAUUUUCUGAUCUCAAUAUAGCCCUACAAUAAGAUAUUUUAGAAUGUUUACUUGUCAAUUGUGAAGCAAAUUUUAAGUGUUUCUCCCUUCAACCCCAUGUGUGUCUCUCUCUCUCCUUCCCUCUUUCAUAAUUUAAAUGGUGGUUGUAAAUAUUAAUUUUAGUGUCCAUAGUUUUAUUGUAAGCUUUGCUACUAUUAAAUGUUAUUUUGUGCAAUGAUUUUGUU